AUUGAAGGUAGACUACUGAAAAGUGAAAGUAGUUAACCUUUGCCUUUCAUUUUUUGUUCUACUUUAUUUGCUCCAAGCUAAUUGUAUUAAAGCGAGCAUAUCCACCAUGCAGAACGUCACGGUUCUCUUCGCGCUCUUCAUGCUCGCGAGAAUCUGUUUCCCUGCGACAGCAAAUAAGAUCGCUUUUUUUAAUACAGUAAGAAAUAUCAGAAGUAUUAGUGGAAUGUCAAAGUUUGAUCUCCCCGAUCGCCUGAAGGGCAGUGAAAAAUCUGUCUGGGUGGAGUAUAUUCAGCUUGCUUUGCAGUACAAACCGCUGAACUUGGGUCAGGGAUUUCCAGACUAUUAUGCACCAGAGAAUGUAACUAACGCUUUGGCUGCUAUUGCCAAGAGUGACAAUCCACUUUUGCAACAGUAUACCAGAGGAUUUGGUCAUCCAAGAUUAGUUAAUGCAAUUGCAAAAUUGUACUCCAAGCUGAUUAAUCGUGACUUGAAUCCAAACAAGGAAGUGUUGGUCACUGCUGGUGCUUACGAAGCAUUAUAUGCCACGCUACAAGGUCAUACAAAUCCUGGAGAUGAGUGGAUCAUCAUCGAACCUUUCUUUGACUGUUACGUACCCAUGGUACAGAGCGCCAGAGGAAUUCCUAGAUACAUAGCAUUAAAACCAAAGUCUACAUCGGGUACAGUCACUUCUGGUGAUUGGGUAUUUGAUAGGAAAGAACUAGAAAACCUUUUCAAUGAGAAAACUAAAGGUAUCAUUAUCAACACACCACACAAUCCGACAGGGAAAGUGUUAACACUAGAUGAACUGCAGUUUAUUGCUAAUCUCGCGAAAAAAUGGAACACUUUAGUGAUAUCCGACGAGGUUUACGAACAUAUAGUUUAUGAGCCGUAUAAGCACAUAAGAAUUGCAACAUUACCUGAUAUGUAUGAACGCACGAUUACAAUUGGAUCUGCGGGCAAAACGUUCAGCGUUACAGGCUGGAAAAUAGGAUGGGCUUAUGGGCCGGAGAAUUUGCUAUUUAAUCUGCAAGUGGUGCAUCAAAACAGUGUAUAUACCUGCAGUACACCGAUUCAGGAAGCAGUGGCUAUUGGAUUCGAAUUGGAAAUGGAACGUUUUGACCAACCAGAGUGCUAUUUCCGCAGUCUGGCACAGGAGCUAUUACCGAAACGAGAUUUCAUGGCAAAAUUCCUCCGAGAAGUUGGUAUGGUGCCGACGAUACCCGAAGGUGGAUAUUUUAUGCUCGCCAACUGGUCUGCGUUGGAGAACAAAGUGAGACUGCAAGAAGAGAUAGACGAGAACAAAGACUACCGAUUUACCAAGUGGAUGACGAAGAACGUCGGUCUUCAAGGUAUUCCCCCCUCAGCAUUUUACGGUCCUGAACACAAACAUCUGGUAGAGGAUUACGUGCGGUACUGCUUCAUAAAGAAAGACGAAAAUUUGAAGGCUGCUGCCGAUAUCUUGAAGAAAUGGGCGGUCCAAUAAUUGAAAUUAUGUAUAUAUAUAAAUUUUCUGAUGAUAUGUGCUUUAUGUUCCGCAUUGAUUUGACAAAUGGCUUUUUAUAUAUCAUACUUUUACGAGAAUUUUAUUUGACGUAAUUAGGAAAGUGUCGUGGCAAUUUUUACGUGUCAUUUUUCUGUAAAUACUUUUACAAGUGCUUUUUUUAUUAUGCAUUUUCGUGAUUUCCGAUUCGUGGUGAUACUCUCGAUUUGUGAUACUCUCGAUUAGUGAUACUCUCGAUUAUUAUUCGAUCGAUAUUGGACAACAUUGUUAGAAUUAUAGCGGAAUUUUAUUGAAGUUGUUUUUUGUGUCAGCUCCAGAUGUUUUAUCGUAUCCACGAAGUAAAGAUGUUGCUAAAAAAAG
Messenger RNA from Linepithema humile (Argentine ant), 1861 nucleotides. RefSeq names its product Kynurenine aminotransferase (gene Kyat). Gene Ontology annotation, biological process: biosynthetic process. The record is from RefSeq and is a predicted model, not a curated record. Lineage: Eukaryota; Metazoa; Arthropoda; Insecta; Hymenoptera; Formicidae. Gene Ontology annotation, cellular component: cytoplasm; mitochondrion. Gene Ontology annotation, molecular function: pyridoxal phosphate binding; L-kynurenine:2-oxoglutarate transaminase activity.